Hydra vulgaris (swiftwater hydra) is the source of this 2444-nucleotide messenger RNA. RefSeq names its product tubulin beta chain. Gene Ontology annotation, cellular component: cytoplasm; microtubule. Gene Ontology annotation, molecular function: GTPase activity; GTP binding; structural constituent of cytoskeleton. The record is from RefSeq and is a predicted model, not a curated record. NCBI's taxonomy places the organism in Eukaryota, Metazoa, Cnidaria, Hydrozoa, Anthoathecata, Hydridae. Gene Ontology annotation, biological process: mitotic cell cycle; microtubule cytoskeleton organization.
UCAAAAGCAGCAUAUGAAGCACAGCAUAAUACUUGAUUCAUUAAUUGGAGACUUUUAGAGAAAAUUUAUUUUUACAUCAUUUACAGUCUUUACGGCGUUUUCUUUAAAAAUGAGCCACCGAGAAUAUAAAGUUCUUUUAGAGAAGAUUUUAAGCAAGAAAACUAUAUUAACAGGCCUAAUAAGAUAUUAUAAUGUACAGUUGUCUUAAUUUCAUGAAUGUGGUUUAUACGGUAUACAUAAGAUGUUGUUGUAUGAUGUUGUAUGUUGUUGUGUUUUCUUGCAUACGAUGUACAUACGGUGGUUAUAUGAUCGUAAAUGUAGUACAUACCAUGUGCAUACGUUUUGGGAAGUAAUCUCUGAUGAGCAUGGUAUUGAUUCCACUGGUAGUUACAACGGUGACUCAGAUUUGCAACUUCAAAGAGUUAAUGUAUACUACGCAGAAUCAAUAGGUGGUAAAUAUGUUCCAAGAGCUAUUCUUGUUGACUUGGAACCUGGAACUAUGGAUUCAAUGAAGUCUGGACCAUUUGGAGCAAUUUUUAGACCCGAUAAUUUUGUAUUUGCACAGAGUGGUGCUGGUAAUAACUGGGCCAAAGGACAUUACACUGAAGGUGCAGAACUUGUAGAUUCCGUUUUAGACGUUGUUAGAAAAGAAGCUGAAGGUUGUGAUUGUUUGCAAGGAUUUCAACUUACACACUCCCUUGGAGGUGGUACAGGAUCUGGUAUGGGAACACUUCUAAUUUCUAAAAUUUGUGAGGAAUAUAAUGAUCGAAUAACGAACACGUUUAGUGUUAUUCCUUCACCCAAAGUGUCAGACACCGUUGUUGAACCAUAUAAUGCAAUUUUAUCAAUUCACAAGUUGGUUGAAAAUACAGACGAAACUUUUUGCAUUGAUAAUGAAGCUCUUUAUAAUAUAUGCUUUCAAACACUUAAGCUGACCACACCUACAUAUAGUGACUUGAAUUAUCUUGUGUCUGCAACUAUGAGUGGUGUAACCACAUGUCUAAGAUUCCCUGGUCAGCUAAAUGCUGAUCUUCGAAAACUUGCAGUAAACAUGGUGCCAUUUCCACGUCUUCACUUUUUUUUGUCUGGUUUUGCACCAAUCACGAGUCGUAGCUGCCAGCAUUAUUGCGCUUUAACUGUUCCCGAGCUUACACAACAAUUGUUUGAUGCUAAGAAUAUGAUGGCUGCAUGUGAUCCACGUCUUGGUCGAUAUUUAGCAGUAGCAGCAAUAUUUCGUGGCCGUAUUUCAAUGAAAGAAGUAGAUGAGCAAAUGCUUAAUGUUCAAAGCAAAAACAGUUCGUACUUUGUUGAUUGGAUUCCAAAUAACGUUAAAACAGCAGUUUGUAAUAUUGCUCCGCGUGGUUUCAAAAUGUCUGCAACAUUCAUAGGAAAUAGUACUGCUAUUCAAGAAAUUUUUAAACGUAUAAGUGAGCAGUUUACAUCUAUGUUACGACGAAAAGCUUUUAUUCAUUGGUACACUGGUGAAGGUAUGGAUGAAAUGGAGUUUUUUGAAGCUGAAUCAAACAUGAAUGAUUUGCUUUGUGAAUAUCAACAGUGUCAAGACACUACUGCUAAUGAAGAAGAAGAAACAGAUGAUGAUGAAUAAAAGCAAUAAAAUGAAGAAUAAAGAAUAUGAGUGAGUUUAGGAUGGUUACAAUUUUGAUCUUUUAACAGGCACAAUAAGUACAAGAAUAUUCAGUAAUAUACAAUAAGAAUAGUUAAAGUUAUAUAAAAAAUAUAGACAAUGAAUAUAUUCAAAAACAGUUUGUUCGUAUAUCCAUGUCGGUACUGGUUAUUUUGAAAAAAAUUGACUGAAGUUAUUUAUCAAUUAUGAAAUAUUUAAAAAUUUAAAUAGAUUACAAAUUUAAUUUUACUUAACACAUCAAUGUGUAUCGAGUAAAAUUGCAAAGAAUGCUGGACGCUCUUGCUAGCGUAAAUAAAGUUUAACUCAAGGGACCAAUUGGUAAAAUUUCAAGCAAUUACUUAGAAUAAUUACACAAAUUACAAUUACUGAGGUAAUUAAACGAUUAUUGCUCUACACUAUGAUUACUUUAUUUUUCUUGAUGUAAAUAGCAAUAACUUAAAUAUCCUAGAAAAACUACAAAAGAAAGCCGUCAAAAUUAUACUUAAGGGUAACUGGCCAACUCACAGGUUCGGUAAUAUUACUUGAAUGUAUCAGUAUAAAAAAAAAGAAACAAUUUCUAAAGCAUUAUGUUUUAUCUAUAAUAUAACAUCAGCUGGAAAUAAAUAAGACGUUCUAUGUAAAGAAUGAUAAAGCCAAACAACACUGGAAAAGCUAGUUACUUUCACAGAAGUCAUCGAUCGAAUAAAGCAGAAGUUUUAAUUUGUUUAUGGUUUAAAACUACUUUAGUGAACUAGAAUCUAAAACUUCUUUACAUAUUAAAGGAAAAUUAACAAUUAAAAAAAUAAAUUUAGUUCUACUA